Symbiodinium sp. CCMP2592 is the source of this 1353-nucleotide messenger RNA. NCBI's taxonomy places the organism in Eukaryota, Dinophyceae, Suessiales, Symbiodiniaceae. The record is from the annotation of a GenBank genome assembly.
AUGCUGCCAGUCAUAUUCCCGAAGCUGCACAAAGGCACAAUCUGCCGCUACCUGGACUUGAACAUCGAGGAACACAAUGCGCGCAGCGACAUCUUGCUGCUGAUAAUUGGGGAUUCGUCGCUCUACCAAUCUGGAGGCAAGCAUGCCUCCUAUGCAACAGCUUGGGGCUGCUAUGCCGAUGCAUGGAAGAUGAAGGCACGAGCCAUCGACCCUCUCAACGUGCCGACAUGCGAGGCCAAGGAUCCGGACUUUGGGCGAUUCUGCGCGCAGGCCCGGAUUCUGGAGGGAAUGCAGGACUUGGGUCGGCAGCGGCAGACCCUGUCGGAAUUGGGAUUGAGCCAAUUGCCAAGAUGGAUCUUCCAUGUCGACAGUGGCACCUUACCACUAAGCCGCAGACUGGACUUACGGAGGUUCGUGUACGCUGGCCGGCAUUUGGUUUUCAGCGAAGAGUUCCACACGGGCCGCAUUCUCCCUGGCCCGUACAUCUCGAGUGUUUCCAACCACUCAGCCCUCUUCUUCAGAGCUUGGGAACACCGUGCCAUGGACUCCUUGCAGCUGCAUCUACUCGACUGGCUACGCAACGAGCUACUGUACUCGGGUCAGACGCGUGCGACGUUGACCAAUCUCACAGACAGCCUGCUGUGGGUGGCCAAGCUGUACAAGAACACUCAGGACACCGCCACUCACGACGUAUAUACGGCCGCCGCCAAGUUCGUUCUCGGACCGCGUCGUCAAUUCCGCCACCUUGUCAUCCUUCGGCGUGGCAUGGGAUUCUGCGCGGAGGCUUCGUUCCCCGUGAACCUGACGCAGGCCGCGGUGCUGGGCCAGCGAUUUCUCUGUGUCCAGGCGCCAGAUGUAAUCCAGCAGCUUGAUCCGCAAUGCCUGGAGACGGUCUUCCGCUGCGAAGCCUGGCUCGUGGACUGCUUGGGCACCUCAGAGACCAACAAGGACUUGCUGCGCUCCAUCCGCAGCUACGAACCUCAGCGGAUGAGUCUCGGAAUGGUCAACGAUGUCCAGGACUGCUGGCCCAACUGCCCGGCAGACGUCUCUGCGAGAACAUGGGCGGAGAUGGAAAUAGGUCUCAGCUACAAUGCUCGUUGCCACCCGCACCAAUCUCGCGUGGGCUGUUGCUGCAACGAUUUCAACAUCAUCGAAGAGCACCGAGCGGCGCAGAAGGCUGACAUGUAUCUGCUGCUGAUCGUGUCGUCCGUUGGGGUGUUGAUUGGAAUGGCCUUUGGAACGAGGCAUUGCUACCGGCGCUGGCGACGGGGGCGGCGACGUGCUUCGCUGUCUGGUGAGGUGGAGCUCACCCACCUUCCGCAACGCUUCAAGAAGAGCUCCCAGACAGUCUGA